Molecule: messenger RNA, 6978 nt
Organism: Symbiodinium sp. CCMP2592
Lineage: Eukaryota; Dinophyceae; Suessiales; Symbiodiniaceae
Source: the annotation of a GenBank genome assembly
AUGGCCAUGGAUGGCACCUGUGGCGCGACUUCGCGCCCGGGUAACGCCAGCUGGUGGAGUGAAUGGUGGAAGUUGUGGGUCAAGAUAUCCACAAUGGACCCCUCCGUGGAUUCAGGAGAGGAAGGGCCACGAGAGGACGACCCCUCACCACCCUGGUUCCUCCGAGUCGCGAUGAAGUUCCUGCUCAUGUUUGUAAAGGGAGGAAUCGAAUACUGCGGUAUAUUGUGUGUCUCCAUAGGCCUGGCGGCCAAGUGGGUCUACUGGCUUAUGGCGGGCAUGGUUCUGGUGGCCCUCGCGCAGCUGGCCUACUGGACUUAUGUCUGGGUCCUGACCCACCACGGCCGCACGCCCUUCCGUCUUGUGUGGUGUGGGCCCACGGGACAGGUGGCCUGGACCGCCCAGUACAUCCAGGACAAAGUUCGGGGCAGAGGCACUUGUCAAGCCCCUUUUGAUUUGUUGGUCACCGAUGGUACCGCUCUCGCACGACUGCGACAUGGAACCAUCCGGGGGCGCACGAAUCGGCAUGGGUUUACUUGCCCCUGCGACACGGUGCAUGGGAGUUCCCACCGCUACUGGCGGCACUCCCUUGAGGGGGCGAACUGCCGGGUGCACCUCUGCUCUCAAUCACCCUGCACCGCACCGGAAGCUGCAGAGGUGCAUGUCACCUCGAGCUCUGUCGUGCCGCGGGAGGUAGAGCUGGACCUCACCGAGUUGGCGGGCAAAGGCCCUUUCGGCAGGUGCCUUACGGCCACGUGGCUUCUCAGCGCCCAGGGGUAUUACCUCUGGAAGUCACUGGGAGGUUGCGUGUGUUCCUUCCGGCGCCGGUGUUGUCAGUUCUGUGGCUGUGGCUCACGCCCGCGGCGCGGUCCGCGCCCGGGGGGGGAGAACGGCCCAGAGCCUUCACGCCUCCUGCAUGACUGGUCCGAGACGGAAAGCGAAGGCGAUGACAAUGCCCAAGCUUGCCAAGCUGAUCAGCUCGCGUGGGAGGAAGGGGGUAAAACCCAAGCGUUGUGCAAAGAGCCGUGCAAGGACCUGGCCCUAGGGAAGAAGACGGCGUUUGUUAUGCUCGGCUAUGCUCCAGGCAUGCCGCCCUAUACGGGCAUGCAUGCCAGUGCGCGGCGCAAAUGUGCUGUCGAAGGGUGCGUGGAACUUAGUCGGACCACCAAAGGUGGGGUACGGCUAUGCAAGCUCCACGGGGCCAAGGAGGAACGCAAACCUCCUACCAGCUCACAAUCGAAGAGAACUUCCGAGCCCGAUAAGCAUACCCCGCGGCGUGGAUCCACGCCCGGGGGCACCUGCGCAUCAGCGGACGCUCCUGUGACGUCGCGAACCUGCCAGAUCCCGCGACACGCCUGCGAGCGAUUCGCGCUAAGACUGGGUCCGGACGCGCUGGGCAAGCUGGUGCGCAACGUUGCUUUGGGACAACCAGCAGCGAAGGCGUACGCAGCGGCUUGUCAGGAAUAUGGUCUUGACCCGCAUGCACGUCCACUGCAGUGGGCAGCUCGGGAAUACCUGCCCCGGCUUCCCAUCCAAUACCCGCGGCUCGCGCGGAAGGUUCUGGAGGAGAUUGCGGAACAGGGGCAACCUCAGGAGCACGACCCCGUGCUCGGAGCUUUCCACGCAUACCUGCAGGGUACGGAGGGGAGCGGGGGAACCGAGUUUUCUCCUGGUGCUCCCCCUUUUGUCAGUGGCGAACCGCGCCACCCUGCCCUUACCUUGUUUGGAGGCACAGAACCUCCCGCGGCUCGCUCCGAGCCCGGGAUUCCUGUUCCCCCCAUCGAAGCAGGGCAAAAUGCUCCACCGGCGGAACGCACUCCCUUUGCGGCGGCGAGCCUGUUCCGGCCACGCGAGGAGGGACCCGGUAGCCACGGGCUGGACGAGUCUGCCAAAGCCCUGCAGGCCAUUGCUCGGUCACUUGUCAAAGACGACCAAGGGCAGGAGAAGGGGAAGCUUUCAGCUAUCGGUCGGCAGGAGGAACGGCUCAUCUUCCUCUUGCGGGGCUGCGACAGCUUGGACGUGCCACUCGCCGCUGGCGUUGUUGGCAAAGAGCUCUAUCAUAGUUUGAGGGCGGCUGCGACCCAAGCCCGGCCGAAGCUACGGCAACUCCGGUUUCCAGUUAACCUGACCAACCGCCUGUGCUACGCGUUGGCGUCGGCUAGCUUCGGAGCCAAGGACGUGAAGUCCCUGCCGCUGCACUGCGGGUCCGCCGCUGAUUUCCCACAAACCGAGGAAGCCGAAUUCGAUGCUUACUCCAGCCCUCCGGACCUCAAGCUCGAGCCGCGACCGCGCGGUCCUACUACUGUUAGCACUUGGCUGAGAAACGCUUUGAGGCAAGCCUGGGGCCUGGCCUGCGUCUACGGACAACAGCAUUAUGCCGUAUGGGAAGCUGCGGCUCUCCACCUGACUAAGUUGGGAGAGGAGCACAGUUACGCAUGGCCGGCGCAUGUCAUUUUUGAUGUGUGGGAAGAGCUAUGGGCUCGCUUCUUUGAAGAGCUCCGGGAAGUCGAUCGGGACCUACGACGCUUGAUGCGAGAGGAGUCACCGACUUUUGAUCGCAUGAAAUUCGUUGCCACUGACCCACGCGAGUACUUCACCACGGAUGUCCUGGAUAGACUAGCCCUUCGCGGUCCUGCGCGUGCUGGCCUCCCGGGAGGCGGGGGCAGGGCCGGCGACUCCUCGGCCGACGGGCAAGCUGGGCACCCGGGAAAACCAGACGAACCACCCACCCGCGCUGGCGGGGCAGCUGGCAAGGGUGGGGGCCCCCCCCCAGCUCUCGUAGGCCCGGGGCUUUCCCCGAAAGAGACCGCUCGAGCUCUAGAGCACCGGCCCAGGGACGCGGACGGGCAUUUCCAGUGCUGGGAUUUCUUCACCCAUCGAGGUUGUAAGAAAACCGACUGCAGCCUGUCGCACAAGGGCUCGGUCAAGUGGAAGGCUCUUGACUAUUCUAUCAAGCUGCAGCUCCUCCGUCGGGGGGGAUUGCGCAGUACAGCCAAGCGAUCCACUGACGAGCUCGUUAAGGAAAUGACCAGCCUGCGAAGCUUGGAAGCCCAGGACCAGGCUGCUAAGAUCCAGGAGGGUGGGGGUCGGCGUAGGCCCGGCCGGAAAGCCAACCGAGCUGGAGAGGUGGCUGGCGCCACCCCAUCUAAGCCGCCCCCCGACCCCACUCCGGGAACCCGUGCAGGCGAACUCGACGCCGAACCACAGCUCCCCGAGGCUCGUUUCGAGCCCGGGAAACACAGCGUGCCACCUCCUCCCGAGCCCCCAAUCGAACUUAGGGACGGAGGCUAUACCCUCCAAGAGGAGGGCCUCCGCAAGCUCGUGCAGGGUUACGAGUUCGCGGGCUUGGACCUUACCACCCGGACCAGUGCGAUGCGGGCAGUCGAGGCCUUGCUCGCUUCUCAGGACCCGCCCCUCUCUGAGAUGCCGGUCGCUACUACUCUGGGGGGCCCGGAGCUUGCCUCCCAGGCGACUGAAUACCUCGAGUCUACCCAGCGCUUGUCGAGAGCUUGUGGGUCGGAUCAGCUGGGACGGGGUAUCGGUUAUGGCACCUUCGAGUACAACGGAGCCCACUGGCGUCAGUUUGACUACCAGGACCGGCUCCCUCUCAGUCCCGACAUGCAAGCCCUAUUGGGGCGCAACGAGACGCUCCACGUUGCAGCGGGUGUCCUUUCUACAGAGGGCGAACUCCCAACGCUGGCUGCGGCUCAACUUCUGGGGCAAGCUGCCCGUGAAGCGAUGAACCACUCAGCGCGGGAGGUCGAGGCCCAGUUAGGGCCGCCCCCCGAGUAUCUCACUCGGGCCGAGGCCGACUUCAGGGUGUUCAACCAUGACCUCCUGCAUUUCGGCCACGAUCGGGACUAUCGCACCCUCGUCGCCUACCCGCAACCGGCUUGGGAGCAUUUGACGUUUGGGGUCUGGCGGGUGGAACCACAUGGCAGUGCUCUUGUGGAAUACCUGGUGGGCAGCCGUUCUGGCCCUGAUGGGCCUGUUGUAUGGCUCCUUGUGCACAAGGGUCAUAUGCGGCUCCUCUUGCCUCCAGCCUCCGCGGCGUACCCGUUUGGUCGAGAACUCUUGAUGGUUGGGUGGGAGCCUCACCUGGAAGCCGCCAAGCCAGCCGAGGCCUGUCUUCCGGCCCGGCGCGUUCUGGCUUGUCCUGUCUGCCGGUCGGACGCGCCUGAGCGCGCGUUCCAUUCCGGUUUUGUCCCACCAACUUUUGGGCUGCAGCCUCUGAGGCGCGGCGGCGUUUCCCCCGCGGCGUGUUUCAAGCCCGGGGCGCCGGUUGCCCUUCACAGGUUCACCCCCUCAGAUCUCGAGCACUUGUUCGGGUGUGCCUCGCUGGCUGGCCACUCGGCCGUUGUCGUUGGCUGCCCCGGCCCGGUCAACGAUGGUGUCGCCAUUGGUGAUCCGAGCUGGGCUUUCGCUGCUGAGCCCAGAGCCAGGGCAGCGUUGCUGCAGCUCCUGGACAGCUUUGAAGGGGACCGCGUCCUGCUCUGGGUUGGUCCCGAAUUAGUUAUGCCCGCUGGACCCCUCCACGCCUUUCUCGAGUUCCUCGGAGUCUUGCAGGCUCAUGUUGAGGCGCGAGGUCAGGCGGGAGCCCUCGCCGGCCCUGUUACCCACCGCUUGUGGACGCACAAAACGUUUGUGCUUCUUUCUUGCGAGCGUGCGUGGGAUCGCGCGCGCGUCGACAGCUGUGCCCUUCCCCCGGGGGGGGCGGCUGUUUGUCGUGGUUGGUGCGGGGUUGGCCGGCCGGUGCCUGGACUGGUGUUUCCCGCCUUUGUCGGGGUGCCCACACCCAUUUUGGCGACUGCCGCGCUGCUCGCUUUCCCCCUCGGCCCGCAGGCCUCCUCGUCGCUGGAAGGGGACGGCGGGGGGGGGGCAGGGCUGUACUCGAAGGUACCCGGGACCGAGACAAGAACCAGCUUUGAGCUGUGGCCGGAAGGGUGCCCUUACGACCCCGCGAAGUUUGCGGGGCGAUUCGAGCCCGGGAUCGACUCUUCCGACCUCGCAGGAGCCGCGAGCGCCGCGCUCACCCCGCAAAGGGUGGGUGCGUGCAGCUUGCCGUGGGAGAGCCACUGCUGGGCUCUCGUCGCGGCUUGGCUCGAGGCGGAGAACAGCCGCUUGAGCAUGAGCAACCGCCGUGCUGGCGGGAGACCGCGUGACCGCUCUCGCGAGCGAACACCCAGAGAGGCUGGUCAGCGGUCAAGGCUCUACGACGACGGAAAAAAGCUCACAGCGUUUCUCCGCCACACCGCCCCGGUGGACGUGAACGGCUACAUAGCCGUAGAAGAGCUGCUUCGGUUCAGGCGGUUCGAAGGCUGGACCUCCGUCAGGGUGAGAGAGGCUGUGGCAGCCUCCAACAAGAACCGCUUCAACGUGAGGACGUCCCAGGGCGUAGAGCAAGUCGCGGCCUGGUCUGGUCACACCAUCCGGGGUGUUCUGGGCCCAGCCCAGCACGUCGCGGCGGGUUCCCUGCCCGGCGUCCUGGUGCACGGGACCUACAGUGCACAUGUGCCGAGCAUCCAAGCAGAAGGUAUCAUCUUGAUAGACGCCUGUAAGGCGCAGGCCGAAAACCACGUGGCCUUCCGGCUGACGGGAAACGGGAUCUACCUGGCGGACCACGUGUUGCCCUCCGAGCUGUUUCGCUAUCCUCCCUUGGAAGGAGUUCGAGGCGAGCUUGGCUCCAGGGAGGCUGCGGUAGCCGCCGACCAAGAGGAUGCAGCCGAAGCCAUUGAGGUCAGCGAAGAUGAAGCGAGCCUCCCGCUGAACACUGAGACUGUUGCCCCGGGACCGGUUGAGAGUCUGGCGGCGGUGGCCAAAGCUCUCGGGCCGGUCGCCGCCGGCCAGGAGCCUGCUACAAUCUUCGUGAAGCCCUCCACGUUUGAAAUUUUGCAACCGGCUGGCGACGAUGAGGAGGCUUCUCCGCGGCGCGCUUCGCGCCCGGAGGCCGCCUCUUCCUCUGGGACGCGAGCUGCCUCCGUUUCAAGAGCAGGCGAGGUCAGUGGACCGACCAAGCGGACGGCCACUAGAACUCGGUCCGAAUCGCCCAAAGUUCGCUUUGGCACAGCGCACCUUCAGCUUAUCCGAGAAAUCGCCCAAGCCGACUCAGCAAACUUCAAGAGUCUCAAGCGGGUGGUGGAAGGAAGCAACGUGUCAGCUGUGACCAAAAGCCAAACCCUGGACCGCUUGGAACAGCUGGCGUACCAGCGUGGGGUCGCCUCGCUCGAGGGCAAGAUCCGCACCCUGGAUGUCCAGCGGGACGUCGCCCAGAGAGCCCGCACCGAGUCAGAGUACUUGCAGUCCCUGACUCCAAAAAACAGGGCACUGGAGCAGAGCAACCCGGAGCCGAAGACCUCGGACGCCCGCAUGCAGCAGGCAAUUGCCGCAGGCGGGGCUGUCUGGGUCGAACGGCGCAAGCAGAAGGGGAGGGAAAGAGCCGCGCGCCACAGGGAGGCUCAGGUUGCACAAGCGGCAGAGGAGAGGGCCGCCGCUACCAGCGUGAUAGCCGGCCUCCCUGUCGACCAGCGGGGCCCGGCCCUGGAUGCCGAGAUGGACCGCCGAGCCCGCGAGGAGCUCACAGAGUUCCGACGGAUGCUCCGCGAAGAAGCGAGGGCAGCUCGGCCUCCGGACAAUAGGCCCAGGCAAAAGGACUCCAAGCGCAGGGCCGCGCUCAAGUGGCAGCGGUGGCGGCAGCGACGCUCCACCGACGACAAGGAGCGCGAUACCAACCACGCCAUCGCACACCUCACUGGUCGUGGGCCCCUCUCCUGGGAAGAGGCAAGCCCUGCCCCCGCGGCGCGUUUCGCGCCCGCGGAAGACCAGAUAAGGCGUGCCUCGCGCCAGGACGAUCGCAACGCGGAUGCCCGCAACCGUGGCCCUGCGACAGAACGUGGGGACCUGCGCCCCAGCUGCCGCGCCGGUGCGGACGGCGGCUCGCCCGGCUUUGGGCAAAAAGAGCCGCCCGCCUUCAGGGUUACUUGA